CAAAGAAAUUUAUAUCCCCCUUACAAUCUACAUUCCAAGCAGAUUUCCCCGCAAUUCCUUAUCGACAACCUCGGGAAUGGCGCCAAAUAUCUGGAGAUGAUCUGCACAGUUCCGGAUUGAUCCAAAUUCCGACGACAACGGCUCUUGAAGCCACGUUACAAUGCUAGAAGUACUUCUGAUACUGGCCACAAUUGCCUCAACCAUAUUCACGGCGAUUCUUCUGUUGCUGCCGAGCCGAUAUGUCAAGCAUUCGCCCCCAAAGGCAGUAUCAUCUGUGUCCGCAGACGAACCCAAAAUCUCCGUCCAAGUGCUGGUUCUCGGAGACAUUGGGAGGAGUCCACGGAUGCAGUAUCAUGCUAUGAGCAUAGCAAAACACGGCGGGCGGGUAGAUAUGAUAGGAUAUAAAGAAUCCACACUUCACCCAGGUCUUAUCGACAAUCCUCUCAUCUCGAUUGUCACCUUGCCUCCACCACCUUCCCUCCUCCGCUCAAAGACCCUCCCAUUCGUAGUCAUUGGGCCCCUGAAAGUCCUUUGGCAGAUAUGGAGCCUCUUCCAUACCCUAGGAUACCGCACAAAUCCGUCACGCUGGCUCCUCGUCCAAAAUCCCCCUUCGAUACCAACCCUCUUCAUCGCGAUAAUAAUCUGCUUCCUGCGGAACACCCACCUAAUAAUCGACUGGCACAAUUACGGCUGGACAAUCCUAGCCGGAACGCGAGGCGAAAAGCACCCUUUUGUCAUAAUAUCGAAAUACUACGAAGCCUUCCUCGGCCGCUGGGCACCCACAGCCUCCUUCACAGUAACGCACGCCAUGGCAAAGCAACUCAGGAAUAAACCCUACAACAUUCGCUCCCCAAUCUUCACCCUGCAUGACCGCCCCGCUGCCAUCUUCCAGCCUAUUUCCUCGCCAUCAGCACGUCUAUCCUUCCUCAUGAAUUUACCGGAAACAGCAAGGCACACAAAUGAUAUUAUGGGGGGAAAGACAAAGUUGCUCGUAAGCAGCACCUCCUGGACGCCGGAUGAAGACUUCAGCCUCCUUCUCUCAGCGCUAUGCUCCUACUCCUCCACAUCUACCAGCAAGCCCCUCCCUCCGAUUCUGGCCAUCAUCACAGGCAAAGGACCACAGAAGCAACUUUAUCUGAACCGAAUCGCCUCUCUCACCGCAUCCUCCCAACUCAGAAACAUAACGAUCCUCACCGCCUGGCUCAGCGUAGAAGAUUACGCAACCCUGUUAGCAUGUGCAGAUCUAGGAGUUUGUCUACACAUGAGUUCCAGUGGUGUCGAUCUCCCGAUGAAGGUUGUGGACAUGUUCGGCGCUGGACUACCGGUUAUCGGGUAUGGGGCCUAUGAAAGCUGGGGGGAGUUGGUGAAGGAGGGGGUUAAUGGGAGGGGGUUUAGAACGAGUGGGGAGUUGGCGGAAGUGCUGGAGGAACUGUUUGAUAGGAAGGGGGAGGGGCAAGAAUUAGACAAGCUGAGGGUGGGGGCGAGGGAGGAGGGGAAGAGGAGGUGGGAUGAGGAGUGGGAUGGGGUUGCGGGGAGGGUGUUGGGGUUGUGUGACUGAUUCUCGAGAAUCAAAUAAAGUUUCCCUGGCAGCAACAGGAAAGAGAUUUUUGAUGCAAAUGAGUGAUGAAAAGAGAUUCUAGUGAAUUAUGCCUCGAGGGUGAGUUUUGUUGCAUAUCGACUGAUUGUCUGAACUCCCUUUGGUACAAUGAGAAUUUUUUUGGAGGGGUAGUGAAUGUCGAAGUCGACUGUUUGUUGCACAUCAUAGGAAUGUCCUUAAUAAUUCCGGUACAAUGAACUUGAGCGUUGGAUCUACAAAUAGAAUUGCAUCUUG
Hyaloscypha bicolor E is the source of this 1831-nucleotide messenger RNA. RefSeq names its product glycosyltransferase family 33 protein. Gene Ontology annotation, cellular component: endoplasmic reticulum. The transcript has 2 exons. NCBI's taxonomy places the organism in Eukaryota, Fungi, Ascomycota, Leotiomycetes, Helotiales, Hyaloscyphaceae. Bases 161 to 1558 code for a protein of 465 amino acids. The record is from RefSeq and is a predicted model, not a curated record. Gene Ontology annotation, molecular function: mannosyltransferase activity.